Fraxinus pennsylvanica is the source of this 327-nucleotide messenger RNA. Lineage: Eukaryota; Viridiplantae; Streptophyta; Magnoliopsida; Lamiales; Oleaceae. The record is from the annotation of a GenBank genome assembly.
AUGAAUCUUUUAGGUUAUGCAUGGAGAUUGUGGAGUGAAAACAAGGCACUAGAUUUACUGGACCCUAUGAUGCUUGAAUUUUGCGAGAAGUCUGAAGUUGUCAAGUGCAUAAAUGUUGGGCUGUUGUGUGUGGAAGAAGAUCCCAUUGAUCGCCCUACCAUGUCAAAUGUAGUUUUGAUGCUUAGUGGCGAAACGACAGUUCUUCCAGUUCCUAAACAACCGGCUUUUCUAAUGAGAAAACGUGUUUUUAGGACAUCGUCCUCAACCUCUAAUAAACCAGAUUCAAUCUCCAAUGAGUUGACGAUGUCUGUGCCACAAGGGCGAUGA